UCUCUACAAUUGGAACAAUCUGGUACAGUAAAACAAUGCAUAACUGAUAGUUGCCAAGUUUUGUUAUGAAGUUAGAAAGGGUAACGUUGAGAAAUGUUUUCUCAAUAGAUGUGUAAAUUUCAUGAUCAUUCGGUAUAAUUCACCAUUCUCAGUGAAAAUCACAAGGAUUCAUGAACGAAUAUUUCAAAUUUAGGUAGGAUGUGGUCUGAUAUUGUACAAGUGAUAAUAACUAAAUUGUUUUGUAUGUCUAUGUGCCAACAGCUACUCAAUAAUAAUUUUGCAAUGCGUUGACAAAAAUCAAUAAAAUUUUUGUAUGCAGUGAUUGGUUUUGAUGGCAGUAAAAGGUUUUGCAGUGCAUUGUGGUCUCCACGUUUCUGAAUAAAAAUGCUUAAUUGAUUAAUGAAGUUGUUGUUUCACCAUUAAAAUUUUCUGUGGCAGAUCUGUCAAAGUUUUACUCGUAGGAUAUGCCCAAAUCUGUCCAGGUGAAAAAUGAACUUUCACAAUGCAAUAAAUUUUUUCAGUUGAUCGUCGAUGACUUUAUCUUUGGUUAUAAUGUUGAUGAGCUCCUGUCUCCAUUUCUUAUUGGCUACGUUGUUUAGUAGUUGUUCUUAAAAAAAUCAGUUCUUUGUUUCUUCUUAAAGUAAUGCAUCCAAGUAUAGCACAAUUAUCGCCAGGCAUAUUGAUAUAAUGGACCAGAUAAUUAAAAUCAAAACCAAAAUAUGCAAAGCUUUUUUUGCAGGAUCAGAGAUAAAACAAUGGAUUAUUGUUUGUCACCAGAGGGAUAGAAACCUUUCGACAGCACAUUUUAAUUACUGCACAAUAAAACUGAACGAUGCUUAUUUAUCUCUAAGUUCUAAAUUACCGUCUUGAAUUUCUUUUAAUUAAGCAUUAUUUCAAAUAUUUUAUAACUACAAUGAUUUUAUUGACUUAUUGAAUAAUCGGGUUUAUAUGAAUUGAUCGACGGAAGUAUAAAAUCUUAUGGUUUUAUUUUUAAGGGACGAUUUUACAGUUGCUCAGUUACUUAUUUUACCAAUUUUCUAUUUAUUCGCAAGUUACAGUUUAGUUGUUAGCAAAAAGUAAAACUUUGUUUUAAAAUAGCAUUGAGUGGAAGAAGAAAGAUUAUCAUGAAGUUUAUCGUUUUGUUGACAAUAUUUUGUGUUUGUGUUUCAGCUUCAUCCCUUGUUAGCAUGUCACCAGAGGACACAAAUGUGACUGAAGGUGAUACUGUCAGUCUAGAUUGUGUAACAAGCCUGACUGUCAACAUCACCUGGUUUCACAAUGGAAAAACAGUGGAUUGUACUACGUUUUUCUGCAAUGUGUACAAGAAUAAUACGUUAUUUAUCAACAAAAUUGAACACUUUCAUGAAGGGAAUUAUUUUUGUGCUUCGUUGAAUGGUGACAGGACAGUGGUGGAAAGCAAUACUGCCUAUUUACGUGUUUUUUAUUUGUCUAUAUUUGGCUCCGUUAAGAAUGUAUCAGCAACGUAUGAUUCAGUAAUCUUCUCAGUAAACUGUGUUAUACGAGCAGAUCCACUACCUGCUAUGGUUACAUGGAAGCACAAUAGUACUGUCAUCACAAACAAUGUGAGACAGCAAUUAUCUUUUACCGUCCAUACAAAAACAUUUGCUAUCGCAAAUUUAAGGAUUUACAAUAUAAGAGAAGCUGAUGUUGGUUGGUACACAUGUGAAGCUGACAAUACCUUUUUUAGAAAAAGUCAUUUUGCAGGAGCUAUUGUAGAUUUCAAAAGGAAAUGUAAGCAUGGCUGGGCAUGCGUGAAUAUUCGUAGGUGUAUCCGAAAUUCUCAACAUUGCAACAAUAUAGACGAUUGUGGAGAUUUGUCGGAUGAAAAAAUCAAUUGUUUUUCACCUGGAAAGAUUGCCGGAUUUGAGGUUACCGUUCGAAACUACCACACUGUAGAAUUUUCAUGGAAGUACAAUUUUCGUGCAAUCAACUACACACUUACUCUCAAGCAAGGUGGUUACAUCAAAACGUAUGUUUUACAGAGUGUCUAUAAAAGAAUAUCAGAUCUACAAAAUGGAACUAGUUAUCAAGUUCAACUAUACGCGGAAAAUUAUGUUGGUAAAUCAAAUCCUACUGAAUGGAUCAACUUUACGUUACCAAAGCUGGUGACACCAGGGCCCGUCAGAAACAUCAGUGCUGUUCGAAUCUCUGUGGGAAAUACUUUUAAGAUGCUGAUCGAAUAUUUGCCUCCAUUAGAAGAUGGUGGUGGCCGCUUUACCGUUUAUUGUAAUAAACUAUGUCGGUACAAUAUCAAAAGUAAUAUCUCCAUGAAUUGCACAACCAGAGAAACGCUUGUUACAUCGUACACCGCGGAGAAACAGUUGGCGGAUACAACUUAUAAAAUUACUAUUUACGUUACAAACGAGGCCAAAUUAGAAGGACCGUCAAUGUAUUAUAUUUACACAACACCAUCUUAUAAAAAACCUACGGUAACACCAUGCAAUAACGAAAAAUCUGGAAUGAGUGACCGUGCAAUUACUGGGAUAGUUUUCGCAAUUUCAUCAGCACUUUCCAUGAUAACAAUUUGGUGUUUCAGAAAAUGCUACAAUGAUGAUUAUUGAGGAGGAGCUGUCACGUUACUUCCUAUCCUGAUUUACAUUAGAUUUUUGUAAACAUUUAAUUAUUUUUCACUAUAAGACACUAUAUAACAAUUAGUUAGUUCUCGGUUAAAAAACAUUACAGCAAAUUACGGCAAUUAGAAAGUUCAACACAAAAAAUCUUUCUUCUUUCGGUCCUGAAUACAAAUUUGGCGUAGGAUAUGUUUGAUCUAGUCAAUAACGCAGUCAAUGAAGCAAAAUUUAAACCCUUCGUUUAAACUUUUUUCUCAACUAGUGAGAAAACUGUUAUUAAAUUUUUGUUUUGUUUACACGAGUGCAAGUGCCCAGAAAAGACAGCGUGUGAUUAAUUUUAGUGGUAGGUUAGUAAGAUUUUUAUUAGCUGUGAAACACACAGGUUCUGGAAUUGACGUAUUUUGGCCCUGUAAGUAACAUUAUAAUUUAUUGUGUUAGCUACACAGCAACGGAAUCAUGUACUUUAUUCUAGUGGUAUAGACGAAUCUCAACGUUUAAUUUUGACGGGUUCCAAUGCCUAAAAUGUGAAAAAAUUGGAGACUAUAUUUGUGAAUAAAGUUAACAGAUAGAAAGAACAGAUAAUUAGCCUGUAAAAGGAUAGUUAGCCAAUAUAAGAUAAUUAUACGGUACGUGCAGGUACGGCUAGUUAUACGGUGGAGACCUUUUAACCCAUAUAUUUUCACACUGUUUAUGAUAUUGACUAUAGUUUAUGACUUCCCGUUCUUCUCGCCUCACUAUGUCUUUCAAAUGUUUUAUUAUAAACUCAAGGUAGUGCAUUGUUGUUUCAAGAACAUUCAUAAAUUGAUUCUGUUAAUUAUACCCUAUACAACUAAUUAUGCUGUAACAGCUGCUGCGUUUGUUUCUAGUCGUUUUGGCAGUAGGAAAAUGCACUGCGGCAUAGAGACAAUGAAAAAAGUUCUUGUUGACUUUGUUGUAUAAAACCUGAAAUGCUAAUCCAAGUAAUGUGCAAGAUCGUCUGCUUUUAACGAAUCUUUAAGGACAAAUUUAACUGACGUAAGCAAAAACCGUAAAAAAACAAAACAAUUAUUUUAGAAUAAUCUCAACCCGUUCUUAAUCUUGUGUAGUGCUUCAAUCGUUUGCAGAGUUUGCUCACUAUGCCUGUCACGGACACAAUAUGGCUCUCAGUAUACAAGACUUGUCGGUAAUGUCAGGGUGAAAAUCCACUUAGGCAGAAGAACAAUGGAAAAUUUAGUUUGUCUUAGGGGUUUUUCUGACAUCAGCAUUGCAUACCCAAAAGAAAAUUUGGUGAAAUUUGUUAUAUAACGCGUUAUAUCUUUUGUGUAGAGUCUGAAACCAUACCGAAAAAAAUAUAUAAGAUCAUGUACUUUGACGAACUUUGACUUUAUAAUUUACCUGACCAAGCUCAGCAAAGUCCAACAAAAUAUUAAAAUUGUUUUACCUAGAAAAAAUUAUCAAACAAUUUCCUCCAACAAACGAGACUUAAUUAAAUUACUCCCAAAGUUUGAUGAAAGAGGGAGCAUAAUCCGCAUAUAAGGCCAUACAACUACGGUAGCUUACUUACUGGACAGUCAAAUAAUCAAUAGAUGAGAGUACAGGUGAGUAUACCGUAUUUGGGCUGGCACUCAACUGCUACUUGGUCGUGCGUCUAAACUGGCAAAAGCGUUCUUAUAUAUUGCGCAUUACUUAGCACUUUGACGCGUGCGCCUUAAACGGGUUAGAGUAUUGAAUUGGACGUUAACCUUCAGGCAUUAUCUUACCGAUAUCUGGUGUAUUAUAAGUAAAGCAUGGUAUUCGUCAUUCGGCAUUUGAAUUUGUUUUUAUCACUUAUUUCAGAAUUUUUUGCCAAAGAGGGAAGUAAGCUCAAUUGUACUUAAGGAAAGACCCAUGCUUUUUUCGAGAAAAAUGUCUAAAUUAGUUCUUUAUCCGCAGAACCCAUAAAAAAUUUAAUAGAAUUGCUCAAUUGAUUCCACAUUUUGUGUGAUUAUGAAAUAUGAAUAAUUGCAUUUUGUUUGCAAUGGUUUUUUUCACACCAAUGACGCGGUUAAGCCUCUAAUACACGGCAGUUUCUAUUAUACACCCGUAUCUAAUAAACACUCACUCCCCCUGUAAAUAGAAUAUGAAAUAAACCCCCGUUUCUAUAAUAAAUAAUUUCUGUCAAAAAGAAGCCUUUAUUGGAGCAAUUUUGAUGUGUUGAAUUUGUAAUAACAAUAUAGGUAUAGUGUUUAUUCCUGCCCCUCUAGUGAACCCGAAUUUUUUAGUUUUGGUUAAAAAAUUAUAGUACAUCUCUGAUAAUCCAGCAUGCGGGAUUGCUGUGAUUUUUAUCGAGUCUGUCUUAUUAUAAUUCUGCUGAGAAAUAACAUUUAUAGGCGCAAUUAUAUAUUGAACAUGCCCAUAGACCUGUAUGAAUGACAAAAACACCACAGUUUCACAUGAAUUUUAGAAUUUGAAACAAAAAAUCCCAAGAGUAAGAACAAAAUAGUGCUGAAUUUUAUCCUUGUUCCUAAAAUUCUAAAAUUAAAUUUUUCCGUUGUUUUUUAUCGAAGUGGAUUAUUCCAUGGACGUCAUCGAUCGAACGCUGAAGGAAAGCACUGUAAUCACCGACAUAAGAAAAUCAGCGCUUUCCGCGCUUUUCACGCUCUGUGCAUGACUGGUCGCCGGAAGUUGAUAGGAAACGAAGAAAUGUAUGCUGCGAGUAAAAUCACUUCUUCCUCAAUUCAUCCGUAAACGGGAUAAGUGAGAAAAAUUCUGGCUAAACGAGAAGCAUUAAAAUCUAGCGCUAAAUUACAAUACAUUACAAUCUAGCGGUUUUUGGCGGAAAGUACUACGAAAGUACUACGAAAGUACUACGAAAAGGAAGUACCAGACUUUGCGCCGCAAAGGUGUCAAUUCCAAGACAGUCUGCUUACGUGAAAAAGAAGCUGAAAUAAUUUUCGGGACAGGAAAAUAUGGAAAUAUGCUACAAAUAUGUUAUAAUACAAUCUUUUUACUGUUGUACAUUAUGUAUAGAUGAUGUUGUAUUAUAUUACGGUUGAAGCGUCUACUGUUACUCAUGAGUCGAUUUCUUCGUUCCUACAUAAAACCGGCUUUUUGGCGCCUAUAUAUUUACCUUGCCGUGUCACUUACCCAGCUUACGAAUGAAAUGAAAAGGAAUAACAAAUUAAGCGAGUGCUACACCUAGAUAUACCCACCUCUUCACACUUACCACACAUGUUACAGCGGCUGCGAUAAAUAUACUCUUUGAAGAAUGUUUCUCGAUCAGCCAGGAUUCUUUUCAGUUACCGACACGCUUUCAGAAAGAUAUCGUAAGAAAAACAAUCAAGCUUCAUACUUAGUAAGUACUCGCUUAAUUUCCUAUUCUUGCGCGUUUUUCCACUUUCAGUUUUUCUAAUAGAAAGCCUGAAACAUGUAUAGUAUCCUUUAGUUGUAGAUUUGUUAAGAUUUAUUUGAUCACACAUUUUUAUAAUCAAGAACUUACGCUUAACACAAGAGUCCAAGGGUCAAGGUUGGCUUAGGACAACCCUGCGUAAAGCUAAAUUCGCAAUGGAAGACGCAGUUUCUUGCGUUGCAGCGCUUUGCCACAUGCCGUUUGCGUUUCUUCUUCACAUUGAAUGUUAAAAUACCG
Hydractinia symbiolongicarpus is the source of this 6195-nucleotide messenger RNA. RefSeq lists its product as uncharacterized. Gene Ontology annotation, biological process: cell-cell adhesion. The transcript has 7 exons. The record is from RefSeq and is a predicted model, not a curated record. The coding region runs from base 1125 to 2582 and encodes 485 amino acids. NCBI's taxonomy places the organism in Eukaryota, Metazoa, Cnidaria, Hydrozoa, Anthoathecata, Hydractiniidae. Gene Ontology annotation, molecular function: protein binding.